Molecule: messenger RNA, 2643 nt
Organism: Colletotrichum phormii
Lineage: Eukaryota; Fungi; Ascomycota; Sordariomycetes; Glomerellales; Glomerellaceae
Product: family 2 glycosyl hydrolase
Exons: 3
Coding region: 1-2643 (880 amino acids)
Biological process (GO): carbohydrate metabolic process; glycoprotein catabolic process
Molecular function (GO): beta-mannosidase activity
Source: RefSeq, a predicted model, not a curated record
AUGGCGGCUCUCAUCAGGCAUGAGCUCAGCAAAAGCUGGACAUUCAAACAAAAAGAUGACGCCUCGGAGGAGGAGGCAUGGCUUCCUGUGCCUAGUAUCCCCAGCCAAGUCCACGUCGAUCUGCUGGCAAACAAGAAAAUCCCAGACCCCUUCCUGGACAUGAACGAACUCGCCGUCCAAUGGGUCGCAGAAAAAACCUGGAUCUACCGCCUCGCCUUCCCAACACCGCCAGACUUUUCAACCACAGCAGCACUCGGCACCACGCCAACCACAGACCUCGUCUUCGAAGGUCUAGACACCUUUGCAACAAUCACCCUCAACGGCAACCAAAUCCUCGCCUCGGACAACAUGUUCCUCUCCCACCGCGUCAACGUCUCACAACACCUCAAGACGGACGGCGCAGACCGCACCAACCUCUUGGAGAUUGUCUUUGACUCGGCUCUGCUCCGCGGCAGACAGCUCGUCGAGGAACAUUCUCACGAGCACAGGUUCAUCGCCCGGCAGACGGAGGCAGGUCGGAUCCCCGUUCGUAAGGCGCAGUAUCACUGGGGCUGGGACUGGGGUCCGAUCCUCGUCACGGCUGGGAUCUGGAAGCCUGUGUUUUUGGAGCGGUAUGUUGCGCGGAUCGACGAUGUGUGGGUGAAGAGCGAGGUGAGUCCGGAUUUGAAGAGUGUUUCUGGGCAGAUUAUCGUCACGACGCAGGGGUCUGGAGCAGAGGAGGUUGCGGUGACGUUCAGUCUCGACGACGAGGUCGUUUUGGAGAAGCGUAUAGCUGUUGCGGAGGACGGUAUCGCCACAGCAGACUUUCGACUUGAGAAGCCUGGGCUGUGGUGGCCCCUUAACUACGGCCCGCAGACGCUCUACACAAUCACCACGACCCUCCACCACACCUCCGACGUCCCGGACAAACGGCACCCACUCGCAACCCAUACCCAAAAAACGGGCUUCCGCCGCGCGCAACUCAUCCAAGAACCAGACGCCCCCGGCAAAUCAUUCUACUUCCGCAUCAACAACACCGACAUCUUCGCAGGCGGCUCCUGCUGGAUCCCAGCAGACAGCUUCCACGCCGCCAUCCCCGACGCACGAUACCGCGCCUGGGCCGCCCAGCUCGCCGCCUCGAACCAAAACAUGCUGCGGAUAUGGGGCGGCGGCGUCUACGAGGCCUCGGCGCUGAUAUCGGCAUGCGACGAGCUGGGCGUGUUGGUGUGGCACGAUUUCUGCUUCGCGUGCGGGAGUUACCCGACCUAUCCGAGUUUCUUGGCCAGCGUCGAGGCCGAGGCGAGGCAGAAUCUGAAGAGGUUAAGGCGGCAUCCGAGUGUUGUGAUGUGGGCGGGGAAUAAUGAGGAUUAUCAGGUGCAGGAGAGGUAUCAGCUUGAGUAUCGGUUUGAGGAGGAUAAAGACCCGGAGUCGUGGUUGAGGUCCGGGUUUCCGGCGAGGUAUUUGUAUGAGUAUCUGUUGCCUAAGAUUGUGGAGGAGGAGAGCCCGUGGGCGGUGUAUCAUCCGAGUAGUCCGUGGGGUGAUGGGAAGCCGACUGCUGAUGCGACGGUUGGGGAUAUUCAUCAGUGGAAUAUCUGGCACGGCGCAAUGAACAAGUACCAAGAAUCCCACCUCCUAACAGGCCGCUUCGUCUCCGAGUUCGGCAUGGAAGGCUACCCUCACCUCACCACCACGAACCAAAUGCUCACCUCCCCCGCGCAACGCCGCCCAGGCUCCAUGGCCCUCGACUUCCGCAACAAAGCCUACGACCACGAGCGGCGGAUGAUGACGUACAUUGUCGAGAAUUUCCGCGUCCGCUACGAUCUCGCGUGUUUCACGUACCUCACGCAGCUGAUGCAGUCCGAGACCAUGACGUUCGCGUACAAGGCCUGGCGGCGGGAUUGGGGCACACCAGGAAAGAGAGGAUGUGGCGGCGCGCUGGUGUGGCAGCUGAAUGAUUGCUGGCCGACAGUGAGCUGGGCGAUUGUGGAUUAUUGGCUUGUGAGGAAGCCUGCUUUUUAUGCGAUUGGGAGGGCGUUGAGGGGGGUUGAUGUCGGUGUUGGGAGGAGGGUUGAUGAGUGGACUAAGUGUCAUGCUGAUCCGACGCUCGGGGCGAGGGGGACGGAGUACGAGGUGUGGAUUGCGAGUGGGAAGGUUGAUGCCGUUGCUGGGGAGCUUGUGGUGCGGUUUAUUUCUAUUGAGACUGGAAAGGAGGUGAGAGGGAGGGUUGAGAAGAAGGUUGUUGCCGAGGCGAACGCGACGACGGAGGUUGUUGAGAAGUGCAAGGUCGAGGCCGUGGGGGACAAGUUUGGGGACGCGAGUGUGUCGUUUUAUCCGGAGGAGGAUGAUCCGUUUGUGAUCCAUGCGACGUUGUUUGUUGAUGGGGAGGCUGUGGCGGAGGAUACGGCGUGGCCUCAGCCGUUGAAGUAUAUCGACUUUUCGGACCGCAAGGUGCGCGUGGAGGUGAGGGAUGGGGCGUUGGUUGUCUCUGCGGAUAGGCCGGUCAAGGGGUUUAUUAUUCAGGAAGAGCGCGGGAUGAAGUUGAGUGACAAUGGGUUCGAUGUGGUGCCGGGCGAGGAACGGGUUGUAAGUGUCGAUGGUUACGAUGUGCAGAAGUUGCGGUGGACGUACUUGGGUGCACCUGAGGCGUCUUUGGGGUUCGCAUAG